AUUGUGAUUUUGCCAACCACCUGUUUCUUUCACGAUUCGAUAAGCCUUGAGGCUGAACGGGGUGAAGACCCCAAAGCAUUGCAAAGUGGGACAGUGUGUCCAACCCUUGAAUGUUGUAGUAAAGGGACGACUAUAGAUCAGAAAUAGCUUUCACUCCCCUCCAGGGUCGUAUUUAGAGCGGCCAAGUGCCGUUUCUUCUAUAGUAUUUAUUUAGUUCAGUGACAGUGGUCCUUCAAAAUGCUUUAUCUAAGAAGAUUUUCCACUUGCCUUCUACUGGCUGUUGUUGGACAAGUUCUAGCGCAAACUGCUCAGGAUCCUGACAUGUUCAGGCGCUUUGAGUAUAAACAUAGCUUCAAAGGACCACAUUUAGUGGAUCGAAAGAACCGAUUGCCUUUCUGGAACUCAUUUGGAAAUGCGCUGCCCUCUUCGGACCAAGUGCGACUCACGCCGUCCAUCCGCAGCAUGAAGGGUCACAUCUGGAACAACAUCACCUACGAGGCCGAGCACUGGGAGGUCGAGAUUACGCUGCGCGUGUCUGGCCGUGGCUCGGUCGGCGGUGAUGGAAUGGCUUUCUGGUUCCGUGACCAUCCCGGUCCGGAGGGUCCCGUGUUUGGUGUAUCUGACAUGUGGAAUGGUCUCGGCAUCAUCCUCGACUCGUUCGACAAUGACGGCGGCAUGGACAACCCCAUGAUUUACAUGAUCGUGAACGACGGUACAAAGCUUUACGAUCACAACAGUGAUGGCCGCACCAACAUGGUGAGCCAGUGCAAGCGGGACUUCCGUAAUCGUCCUCAUCCCGUGCGAUUGCGUAUUCGCUACUUCCAGGGCGAGAUCAAGGUUGAGUAUGAUCACGGCAGCACAACUGAUCCAACGUACGAGCUCUGUAUCAUGUCCCGAAACAUCAAGCUGCCGCCCAGUGGAGUCUUUGGCAUGUCCGCCGCCACUGGUGGUCUUGCCGAUGAUCAUGACGUGUUGAAGUUCCUAACCACAACCCUCUCUGCAACGCCAUUUGCACCCAAUAUACCGGAACUCGCAUCCGAGGAAGCCACCAAGGCACAGGAGCGUUACGACCAGUACAGCGAAACGCUGGAGAAGCAGAAAGAAGAGUACGCCAAGGAGCAUCCGGAGGUUGCCAUUCCUAACGUCAUGUACGAAUCGCCAGUGGAUCGCUCCCUCUCGCAGAUCUUGUCCGGUCUUCAGGAAGUCCGCGACAUGGUCAGGAAUAUGCACGUAACAGUUGUGGCCAGUGCUAGUGGUGCUCAGCGUAACGCUGCUCCCGGGGAUGCUGCUGCUGCUACUGGUGCUGGUGCCAACAGUGAGGCCAUGGUGUCGGCGGCCAUGUCACGUCUCUCGCAGGAGGUGCUCACCGUCCUGCGCCGCAACCAGGACGAGACCAACGGCUUGCUCCGCGUGCACGGCGAUGUGCUCAGAAGAGUGGCGCAACCUUCAAACCCCGGCAGUGUGCCUGCGCCCGGCGACAGCAACGCUGUGUCGGAGUUGAGCAACUCGGUGGCAGCCAUGCGCCAAGACAUCCGGGAACAGCAGCAUCGCAUCCAGUCGCUCAUCGACCAGCUCUCCGUUGUGGCCAGGCAGACUGCCGAUGUACAUUCUCGCUCCGGACCCGCUUCUGCACCGCAGCAAGACUGUCUCUCCUAUUCCACUCUCGUCAUUGUCAUCGUUAUCGAAGCUAUCAUUGCAGUCGUUCUUCUCUGGAGGCAGAAGCAGAAAUCGGCCGCUGCAGAGAAGAAGUUCUUCUAGAUAACAAAAGUUAUUCCUGUGCAGCAGUGCUGUAGCUUCUGCUCGGCAGCUGGGAGGCGAAAGAAAAGUUACAGAUCCUGCCGCCCAUACCAAACUUGAUUUCAAAUGUGCCAGCUUUGUACUUGAAGUUAGACGCGCCCAGACGCCUGGCACAUUGGCGUGGACCAAAACCUAUUUAUUUUCUUCGUUGCGUGUCCUAGGUAUGUUUUGAUUUCCCUUGAUGCCUAGUUUCCGAUCUUAAGCUCAGUUAUAGCCGGGCUUUCGUGCUCGUAUCAUUAUUUUCCUUAUGGCUGUGCUGCUGAGCAGCGCACUAGCGUGUUGAAAAUCCUGGCGUAUCUUCUGUGCACAGAUGUUAUCUAUUUGCCCGCACACGAUAUGAGUCUGAGCAGGUGUCUGAAUUUGGUUGGCUGACACUAGCAGGUAUGGCUGUACACCGGUGCAGUUAUAAAGCAA
This is a messenger RNA of Sycon ciliatum, 2211 nucleotides long. Its product is annotated as protein ERGIC-53-like. Lineage: Eukaryota; Metazoa; Porifera; Calcarea; Leucosolenida; Sycettidae. Gene Ontology annotation, molecular function: D-mannose binding. The record is from RefSeq and is a predicted model, not a curated record. Gene Ontology annotation, cellular component: endoplasmic reticulum membrane; Golgi membrane; endoplasmic reticulum-Golgi intermediate compartment. The transcript has 11 exons. Bases 238 to 1758 code for a protein of 506 amino acids. Gene Ontology annotation, biological process: endoplasmic reticulum to Golgi vesicle-mediated transport.